CUUUGCGCCGGGAAAUUCGAGUGGUGUGUUUUGGCGACAACCAAAAAACCCCGCAACCCACCACAACAACAAGCCAGCACCACCACUUGCCCCACACCACCCGCACGUCGAACACCCAGCACACCCAGCACCAAUACCGAGACCGCCCCGCCGCUUCUCAUCUUGACUGCUACAACUGCUGUUGCCUAAGUGGCGUCAAUCACUGACUGUCUUCACCUUCGACACGUCCAUCCCCUUUCCUUUCUCCUUCCUCCUUCCUCCACACACCACACACCACACAAGCAAUAAUGGAGCAACAACAACCACGCACCAACACACACGCUUUGCGCGAACACAACAGCACAAGCUCGACAAGCACAGCAUCAAAGAAGCCGUCAGCAUCUUCUGCAAAGCCCGCACGCAGGAAAUGGUGUCUCGAUGACUUUGAGAUUGGUCGCCCACUCGGCAAGGGCAAGUUUGGCAAUGUCUUCCUUGCGCGCGAAAAGAAGUCCAAGUUCAUCGUCGCCCUCAAGGUCUUGUUCAAGAGCCAACUGCAGAAACACAAUGUGGAGCACCAGCUGCGGCGCGAAGUUGAGAUUCAAUCGCAUCUCCAACACAAGAACAUUUUGCGGCUGUUUGGAUACUUCCACGACGAGCACCGCGUCUACCUCAUUCUCGAAUACGCAGCAAAGGGCGAGCUCUACAAGAUCCUACAAGAGCGCUCCCGCUUUGACGAGCGCACGUCCGCAGACUACAUUUUCCAGCUCACAAACGCCCUCAAGUACUGUCAUCGGAAGAGUGUGAUUCAUCGCGACAUCAAGCCAGAAAAUCUUCUUCUCGGACUGGAGAACACGCUCAAGAUUGCAGACUUUGGAUGGGCUGUGCACGCACCAUCAUCCCGUCGCAAGACACUGUGCGGAACCCUCGACUAUCUCCCACCAGAGAUGAUUCGCCAGGAGCCACACGACGCAACGGUUGACCUGUGGUCUCUCGGUGUGCUGACGUAUGAGUUUCUGUUUGGAAACCCGCCCUUUGAGGCCGAGGGACACACAAACACAUACAAGCGCAUCACCAGCGUGGAUCUCCGCUUCCCCGAACACAUCCCCGUCUCCGCUGAGGCAAAGGACUUUGUCAAGAAGCUGCUGCGGCGGCGACCGAGCGAGCGCAUGUCCUUGGCUGAUGCCCUCCAGCACCCCUGGAUCACCAAGAACGUUCCUCACAGCUCCCUCGCAUGAUGAUCGCACACGUGUGCACUGCUGCUGCGUGUGCACUCCUCACCGCAACUUGCAUGCCAUGUUGCACUUGUGCGCAUGCACACGCCCAGACAUACAUGACAUUGUCAAUACAACAUCUUACUCUCCCUCGUUGCUCUGCCUUACAUCCUUCGUGUCUCACAACAGACCACGCUGUUCACUGCACAUCUCGUCGCCCCAGUGCCCGUGUUGUGUUUGUCAGAAAAGAUCAUUUUCCUCUCUCACGCUUCGUGUUGUCCCGAGUACACAAGCAACUCAACAACAAUACACACGCACGUGUC
This is a messenger RNA of Salpingoeca rosetta, 1513 nucleotides long. Its product is annotated as AUR protein kinase. The record is from RefSeq and is a predicted model, not a curated record. The transcript has 10 exons. Lineage: Eukaryota; Choanoflagellata; Craspedida; Salpingoecidae. The coding region runs from base 288 to 1214 and encodes 308 amino acids. Gene Ontology annotation, cellular component: spindle pole centrosome; chromosome passenger complex; spindle midzone. Gene Ontology annotation, molecular function: protein kinase activity; ATP binding. Gene Ontology annotation, biological process: mitotic spindle organization; protein phosphorylation; regulation of cytokinesis.